AUGGCGAUGAAGAUGGUGGGUUUGGAGUCUGGGUUGACUUGGAUUAUGAAGGUUUUGGGUUUGGAAGUGGGUGUGGGUGAGGGUGUGGAGGCGGUGGAUUUGUCGGGGUUUGUGGUUAAGGUGGUGGUGGUGGUGGGGCUUCCGAUUUGGUGGAAAAGAAAUAUAGUUCGAAAGAAAGAUCGAUUUUGGGAGUGUGUUGAAAAACAAAAUAAUGGUUGUUUCAAAUGUAAGUAUUGUGAAAGUAUUUUUGCUGGGGGUGCUCCAAGGAUUAAAUAUCACUUGGCUGGAGCUAAAGGUCACGAUAUUAAUAUUUGUACAAAAGUGCCUAAAGAGGUCCAAGAGGAAGCUUCUCUAACAAUUGGUGAACCUAACAAAAAACUUAAGGGUGCAUCAACUUCAAACAAGGAUAAGGAGAGGGAAAUCAGCUCAACUUCAAUAUCAAAGGAUGACAUCUUAAGCGGAGUGUUUGAAAAGAGUAAGGCAGAAUACAUAGCUGAAAUUUUACUUGGUGUUUUUGUGGAGGGACUUCUAGCCAAGUUGAGAUCCAUUGUGAUAGAGCAACAUAUUAGUUUUGAGUUGGGUUUCAAGGAAGGGCUAACAGGCCUUUUUAGCUUCUUAACCCAAAUUCAACUUGUGUUAAAUGAUGUUGAGAAAAGACAAGCAAGUGAUGAGUUUAUGAGGAUUUGGUUAGCAAAGCUUAGAUAUGUUGCUUAUGACAUUGAUGAUGUGCUAGACGAGUUUGGCUAUAACAUUCUUCAGCAAAAGGUACUAAACUACUCUUCACCCUCUAAUGACAUUAUCAAUAUGGCAAACAAAAUUAAGAUCAUCUACGAAUCAUUAAAUAGACUUAAAGUUGACAUUGCUAGUUAUGAACUUCGAGCAGAGUUAGUGAAUUUGAUCCCUAAGAUUAGCUUUAACAUGGAGAUAGACUCCUUCCUUGAUGAUUCAAAAGUUAAUCAAAAUGUUGGAAAUAACACUGUUGAAGCAACCUAUUGUGAUAGAGUGACAGAAAUCACUGAGACUUUUACUCAAUAUGAAUUAACAGAAUAUGAUCGUUGGUUCAUAUUCAAGAAAAGAGCAUUUGCAAAUGAAAGACUUUUAACUCUAGAUUUGGAGAAAAUUGGAAAUGAGAUUGUUAAAAAAUGUAAAAGGGUUCCAUGGGCUGUAGAAUUUUUAGGGACAAUAAUGUACUUUAUACAUGAUAAAGAUUAUAACAUGAAAAAGGACAAAGUAAUUCAACAUUGGAUGGCUGAAAGGUUCCUUGAACCAUCUACAGAAGGUAAUACGGUGAUGGAAGAUAUUGGUAACACGUAUUUCAAUAUUUUGUUGGCUACUUCCUUUUUCCAAAAUGCUAGAAAGGAUGUCUGUGGUGAUAUUAUUAGUUGCAAAAUGCAUAAUUUGGUGCAUGAUUUUGCCAUUUCAAUUUCAAAAUCUGAAAUUCUAAUUUUGGAGGGAGAUUUUGUGGAUAAUAUUGAGGACUGUCCGAAUCUGAAAUCAAUUCCAGAUUUAGGAGAACUAUUUCAUUCUCUUAUUAAUUUAAAACUUAGCAACUCUCAUUAUCAAAGACUGAAGCUUUGGCGGCGAGAGGACCGCUUAAAGACUUCGGUAAUUGAAGAGUUGGAUGCUUUCCCAAGUCUGCGUUAUCCUUCCAUUCGAUCCUCGCACGCGUCCCUCAAAAAGCUAAGAUUGCGUGGGUGGCCUACACUCAACUCUCAGUUCUUGAUGGGCGAAAUUCGACACUUCACUGCCCUUGAAGAGCUGUGCAUAGAGAACUUUAACGGAAUGGAAGCUUUGUCGGAUUGGUUGAGCUAUCUUUCUUCUCUUCAAAACCUGUGUCUUUACUACUGCAAAAAGCUGAUGUCUCUUCCCAUUCCACACCUCACCAAUUUAAAGCAUCUGAACAUUGCUUUUUGCCCCAAUUUAGAGAAAAGAUGUGCAGAUGGGAGCGGCGCAGAGUGGUUUAAGAUUGCCCAUAUUCCAAACAUCAAAAUCAAUGGAAAAUACAUCCCAGAGAAGGAUUCUGAGGACUCUGAAGAAUUUGACGUCUCUGACUUUUAUGACUCUGAUUAG
This is a messenger RNA of Quercus lobata, 2070 nucleotides long. RefSeq names its product putative disease resistance protein RGA3. Gene Ontology annotation, molecular function: DNA binding; ADP binding. The record is from RefSeq and is a predicted model, not a curated record. Lineage: Eukaryota; Viridiplantae; Streptophyta; Magnoliopsida; Fagales; Fagaceae. The coding region runs from base 1 to 2070 and encodes 689 amino acids. The transcript has 5 exons.